Messenger RNA from Serpula lacrymans var. lacrymans S7.9, 3438 nucleotides. RefSeq lists its product as uncharacterized. The transcript has 20 exons. Gene Ontology annotation, molecular function: cysteine-type endopeptidase activity; cysteine-type deubiquitinase activity; protein binding. Gene Ontology annotation, biological process: protein deubiquitination; regulation of protein stability. The record is from RefSeq and is a predicted model, not a curated record. Lineage: Eukaryota; Fungi; Basidiomycota; Agaricomycetes; Boletales; Serpulaceae. Gene Ontology annotation, cellular component: cytosol; nucleus. Bases 1 to 3312 code for a protein of 1103 amino acids.
AUGGACAUUCUGGACGAAAAAGUAAACGGGGGUCCUUCAAUGGAAAUAAUAGAUGAAUUGGUGUCUGUGCGAGACCACGAGGCUUUUGCCGCCAAACACAUGCCAGACUUGGGGCAUGACGUGAAGGACUUCAAGGUGUACACUUGGAGACUCUCCAACUGGAAGAAACUGGAAAAGAAAUUGACCAGUCCAGACUUCGAAUGUGGCGGGCACAGAUGGCGCAUACUACUUUUUCCUUUCGGCAACUCGAACGCACCUCCUAACGAUACCGUCUCCGUAUAUCUAGACUAUGCGGACCCAAAGAAAGCGCCGGAAGGUUGGCACGCAUGUGCUCAAUUUGCAUUGGUAAUAUCCAAUGUCCAUGAUCCUACUAUCUAUACCGUCAGCCAUGCACACCAUCGAUUUAUUGCUGAAGAGUGUGAUUGGGGUUUUACUCGUUUCAGCGAAUUGCGCAAGCUCUUCAACGUACAAGAAGGUCACCCUCGCCCGACGAUCGAAGACGAGUCGGCAGAUGUUACUGUAUAUGUUCGUGUUCUGGAUGAUCCAACUGGUGUUCUCUGGCAUAAUUUUGUCAACUAUGACUCAAAGAAGGAGACAGGAUAUGUAGGUUUGAAAAACCAGGGCGCUACGUGUUACAUGAAUUCUCUCCUUCAAUCUUUGUUCUGUACACGUUACUUCAGAAAGGCUGUGUACCAAAUCCCUACAGAAGAAGAACAUCCUACAGAGAGCGUAGCUCUUGCUCUACAACGAGUCUUUUAUCACCUACAAACAUCUGAUCAGCCCGUAGGGACGACAGAAUUAACUAAAUCUUUUGGCUGGAAAUCUCUUGACUCAUUCCUUCAGCAUGAUGUACAAGAGUUCAACCGAGUGCUUCAGGAUAAGUUGGAAUCCAAGAUGAAAGGUACCAAAGCGGAAGGUGCAAUCGCAAAACUCUUUGUUGGAAAAAUGAAGAGCUACAUCAAAUGUGUUAACGUCGAUUACGAAUCAUCUCGAAUCGAGGAGUUCAAUGACAUCCAGUUGAAUGUCAAGGGAAUGAGAAACCUAUACGAAUCUUUCAAAGACUACGUAGCUGUGGAAACUCUUGAAGGUGAAAAUAAAUAUCAAGCAGAAGGGUUUGGUCUCCAAGAUGCAAAGAAGGGCAUAAUAUUCCAGUCGUUCCCACCGGUCUUGCACUUGCAACUGAAGAGGUUCGAGUACGAUAUACAGCGUGACGCGAUGGUCAAGAUCAACGAUCGUCAUGAAUUCCCCUUCGAAAUCGACCUAGGCGAGUUUUUGGAUGAGAACGCAGACAAGUCAAAACCAUGGGUGUACAGGUUACACGGUGUCCUUGUCCACUCUGGAGAUCUUCAUGGCGGUCAUUACUUCGCUCUCAUCAAACCGGAUCGCGAAACAAGAUGGCUUAAAUUCGACGACGAUCGUGUUACCCCUGUGACUGAUCGCGAAGUCUUGGAAGAGAACUAUGGCGGUGAAGCACUGAAUGGCAUCCCUCCUCCUAUGCAACGCAAUCAAGUGCGCGCAAUGAAGAGGUUUACAAACGCAUAUAUGUUGGUGUAUGUCCGAGAUUCGGGGAUUGAUGAGGUUUUGGCGCCGUUUAAGGAAGAGGAUACCCCACCCCACCUGAAACGACGACUAGAUGAGGAGCGCCUUCAAAUCGAAGCCAAGAAGAGGGAACGAGAAGAGCAACAUCUUUUCUUGACUGCCAAGGUUAUCACAGACGACACCUUUGCUCGACACGAAGGUUUUGAUUUGGCAACGUUUGAUGAGAAGAACUGGCCACCAUCUGAACUUCCAAGCUUCCGCGUGCUCAAACAGGAGACGUAUAACACAUUCAAGAGCCGUGUCGCUCAACAUUUCAACUUUGCAGAAAAUAAGGUUCGAUUAUGGGUAUUAGUGAAUCGGCAAAACAAGACCGUUCGCCCAGACACGCCUAUUCCUGAGAACGAACCCACACUAACUGUUGAAAUUAUUCGGAACAACAUGGCUGCAAGACAGAAUGAUCUACGCUUGUACCUUGACGUGAUACCUGAUCCUAGCAAGCCUGAGCCUCCUGCCGGUUCCAUUAUGAUUUUCGUGAAGCAUUUCGACACUUCAAAACAGACCUUGUUUGGUAUUGGAAAGGUAUACGUUCAACGCAACAGCAAAGUUGUUGAUCUUCAUCCCGUUAUCAACGAACGCAUGCGCUGGACACCUGGCACGCCUCUCAAGCUGUACGAGGAAAUUAAACCUGGCAUGAUCGAGUUGAUGAAGCCAAAGCUCACCUUCGCACAGAGCGAGAUACAAGAUGGAGACGUCAUAUGUUUCCAGGUAGAACAUUCGGAAAAAGAAAUCCAUGAUCUGGAUAGCCAAGGGUUGUACUCUAACCCUACACAAUUCUACGAUUUCCUCCAAAAUCGAGUCAUGAUUGUAUUCCGACCGAAGUUUGAGGAGCCAGAUCACGAUCAUCCCGAGUUCAGUCUCAUUCUGAGCAAGAAACACAAUUAUGAUAUUAUGUCGCAAAAAGCUGGUGAAUUCCUGAGACACGACCCAAUCAAGCUACGCUUCACCACCACGCAUGCUACGAACGGUGCUCCCAAGUCUGUUCUCAAGCGCUCUUUGAACCAAAGUAUAGCAGAAAUCAUGGUGCCAAGUUACAUCAACCCAACCACGACGGUUAUCUUGUACGAGAAAUUGGAUGUUAGUAUUGUCGAACUAGAGACGAAACGAAGCUUGAAGAUCACCUGGACUGGUAUUCACAAUAAGGAAGAAGCAUCGUACCCCUUCCUCCUGCCCAAGACAAGCAUGAUACAUGACCUUGCGGAUCAUCUUGCCAAGCACGUAACAUUGACCUCUGGUGGCACGGGUAAGAUUCGGGUGUUCGAGGUGUCGAAAGAUGGCAAAACGCAGAAAGAGUUUACUGGCUCAGAAAUGAUCGGAAACAUCCCAGACCCUGUGGAGCUAUACGCGGAGGAAAUACCCCGUGAGGAGCUUGAGGCUGAUGACGCAGACAAAGUCAUUAGUGUCUUCCACUUCUCGAAAGAGGUAUCUCGAACACACGGUGUUCCUUUCAGAUUUGUUGUCAAACCUGGCGAGAAAUUUGCGGAUACAAAGAAACGCUUACAAGCACGAAUAGGCGUAUCAGAUAAAGAUCUGACCAAAUAUCGAUUUGCUCUCAUACAAGUUGCUACCUUCAAGCAACCAUCGUAUAUUGAAGAUGAGGAUACUAUAUACGAUCACAAAUUCGCUCCAGAAGAUGUCUUAGGUUUAGACCAUGUCGACAAGUCAGGGAAGACUCGGACGGGUGCAGGAGAGAAAGCUAUCGUUAUCAGAGGUUAACACUUUGUGAUGGCAGCGUCUUCACCCGCUUGUCUUGGUCCUCGAUGGCAGAUUUCUGUGGUUUUCGUCUCAUUGUUUUCACCCAUUGUACUAUUCUGUCUCAAUUUAUACAAUUUUCUCUCAUUA